AUGCCGCUCUGUGCAAGUUCACCCAAAACGAUUCAAAGAAAAAUUGUCAUUUUAGGUGAUGGUGCAUGUGGUAAGACUUCACUAUUAAAUGUUUUUACAAGGGGAUACUUUCCACAGGUUUAUGAGCCUACUGUUUUUGAAAAUUAUGUUCAUGACAUAUUCAUUGACGGACAAUCAGUUCAAUUAUCAUUAUGGGAUACAGCAGGACAAGAAGAAUUUGAUCGAUUACGUUCCCUCUCCUACUCGGAUACACAUUGUAUAAUGUUGUGCUUUUCGGUCGACUCACCCGAUUCACUCGAAAAUGUACAGUCAAAAUGGGUUGGAGAAAUUGCAGAUCAUUGUGAAGGAGUCAAACUUGUUUUGGUCGCAUUAAAGUGUGAUUUAAGAAAUGAUGAAGAUGUCGAGAACCAAAAUCAACAACUCACUCAAGAUAAUCCUUACUCUUCACAAAAAAGGCUUAUCAGUUAUGACCAAGGAUUAGCAGUAGCGAAAAGGAUAAACGCAUCUAGGUACUUGGAAUGUUCUGCCAAGAAAAAUAGAGGUGUGAAUGAAGCAUUUUCAGAGGCUGCUAGGGUCGCAUUAAACGCCAAGCCAAAGGGAGCUAACGACGAUGUACAAGAUAAAAAAGGUUGUAUAGUAAUGUGA
Lodderomyces orthopsilosis Co 90-125 is the source of this 645-nucleotide messenger RNA. RefSeq names its product Rho family GTPase (gene RHO3). The transcript is spliced from 2 exons. The record is from RefSeq and is a predicted model, not a curated record. Gene Ontology annotation, biological process: small GTPase-mediated signal transduction. Lineage: Eukaryota; Fungi; Ascomycota; Pichiomycetes; Serinales; Debaryomycetaceae. Gene Ontology annotation, molecular function: GTP binding; GTPase activity. The coding region runs from base 1 to 645 and encodes 214 amino acids.